Molecule: messenger RNA, 921 nt
Organism: Owenia fusiformis
Lineage: Eukaryota; Metazoa; Annelida; Polychaeta; Sabellida; Oweniidae
Source: the annotation of a GenBank genome assembly
AUGGCUGACCACAAGCCAAUGAAGAUUUUAUUGAUUGUACUAACAUGGCUAGUCUUCCUGGCUAUGAUGUUUUUCAACGCCAUGAUGGGAAUCGCCAGUAUGUACUUAAAAGAAUGGGAGUUGUUCGUUAGCAGCACUGGGAACAUAUCUGACAAGUACUAUCUUGAGAUUACACCUGCUGGUUGGACCUUCUCAAUAUGGGGAUUCAUCUAUGUCUGGCAGGCCUUGUGGCUCAUCUACGCAACUUGUGCCCUAUGUAGAAGAUCCGUUGAAGGGCCCCUUUACGUGUCGCCAGAUAUAUUUCCUUCGUCACUCUUCUUCAUAUACAUGUUCAACAAUGCUACUAACAUCGCAUGGUUAUUCUUGUUCGACAGAGAAUAUGUCGAAUAUGCCCUGGUCGCUCUCGCCCUGUGUCCUUUCGCCUUAUACAUUAUGAUGUUCAUCUCGUGCAAGCAACUCGACAAGUAUGGCUCUGUCAUGAUCCAACAAGGAAUGGGCAAGGACAUUUGGAUGGUAAGAGUCUUCCUUCAUAACGGACUUGGAAUCUAUGCUGCUUGGACCACAAUUGCAACUCUACUGAACUUUGCAAUGGUGCUUACCUAUUAUGCUGGCAUGUCGCAAGAUACAGCGUGUACCAUCUCACUUGGUGUUCUAGCAAUGGAACUCAUUAUCUACUUCGUAACAGACAACUUCUUGUUUGACAAAUAUCUCCGAUACACCAUCGUCCCUUAUAUUGUUGUCAUAGUGGCACUUAUUGGAAGCAUUGCGAAGAACUGGGACGUCACUAAGAGGAACUCAAUCUUCACAGCUGCACUGUUAGGGACAGCCGGACUUUGUUUCUUGGUCAAAAUUGUCCUCGUUAUUUGGAGGUCAAGGACACGUCCUAUAUUUGAGGGCAAGAAGAAACCAAUGAUCAUGUAA